This is a messenger RNA of Nilaparvata lugens (brown planthopper), 3483 nucleotides long. Its product is annotated as transcription factor kayak. The record is from RefSeq and is a predicted model, not a curated record. Gene Ontology annotation, cellular component: nucleus. The transcript has 5 exons. Gene Ontology annotation, biological process: regulation of transcription by RNA polymerase II. Bases 250 to 1344 code for a protein of 364 amino acids. NCBI's taxonomy places the organism in Eukaryota, Metazoa, Arthropoda, Insecta, Hemiptera, Delphacidae. Gene Ontology annotation, molecular function: DNA-binding transcription factor activity, RNA polymerase II-specific; RNA polymerase II cis-regulatory region sequence-specific DNA binding.
GUCAUUGACCAGGUCUGCAGGUCACUCAUGACUUGACCGAUCUUUACUAAUCGUAAAAAUAAACUACAGUAGUCUUUUGAAAUCGGGUAUUGAAUGUUAUGUCACAGGGUUUGGGUUCACGUUGAAAUGUUUUAUCGGAACAGCAUAAUCACACUAGUUUCAAUUGAUUUUCAAAGGAAAGUGCAUUGACAGAGUUGGGUGACCAUAGUGUUUAUUACUCGAUUACAAAAUAGAUCUACUGUGAACGACAUGUUUUCGAAUUCGACGAACGCUAAAAAAAGACAGAUGGAGAAACUAUCCAUUUGUCCAACCGAUUUUUUAACGAAUACCAGUGGCGAUCUGCAAAUUUCGACUCCAAACAGCCUGUGUUUGGACGGCCUAAACUGCGGCAUCCCCACCCGAACCACCCCCACGAUAACACCGACGACGCUGCGCAACAUUGAGCAGACCUUCCUGGAGCUGCAAGGGGGGGCACUGCUGCAGGGGGUUGGUGAGGGCGACCCCCAUCAGGCCGGGUUCAUGCCACCCGUCAUACAGCCGCCGCUCAGCACACAAGGUAGCAGCGUUUUCAUGAACCUGGUCGAUACGAAGAGCUGGCAAGGAGGCACCACUACACUAGUGACCGACGCACCCGCACCCGCAAACACGCAAAUGUUGCGCAACAUCACGUCAUCGUCGGUCAACACCCCCACCACCACCCCUCCACCCUCCACCCGCAAGAAUGUCGGGGGUCGCCGGCCCAACAGGGAUAAUUCGGAAACCGAAGACCUCGAAUCGAAGAAAAUGAAUUUGCAGAGCGAAAUCCAUCAGCUGCAACAGGAGAAGGAGGAGCUGGAGCUUCUGCUGAAGACACACGAGCCGGUGUGCCGACUGCUGAACGCCGGGUCGCCCGUCGAUGUCAAGCCCAAACUGGACAUGGUCGCUGCUACUGCUGUCAGGCACGAGAUGUCAGCUGCUGCUGCUAUCAGGCACGAGAUGUCAGCUGCUGUUACUGCUGCCAGACAGAGUAUGCCGGCUGGCAGACACGAGUUGCCUGCUGUUCUUAGACAGCAGGAAAUGCCAGCAGGCCGCCACCAAAUGCCGGCACCCCAGCAGCCGGGCCCCCCCAGACCGCGACCUACCAGCCUGCCAGUUGUGCCCAACUUCGGCCGCCCCAAGGAGGCUGUGCCCAUUUCGACGCCCACGUCGGGGGUCAACUUCAACUUCGACUCGCUGAUGGAGGGGGGCACCGGCCUCACCCCCGUUUCGGCCCCCCUCGCCCCCUCCUGCUCCUCCCAGCAGCGCAGUCAGGCGGCUGAUCUGCAGAGUCCUGUUUCGGUCAGCGCCGAACUUGUGUCGCUGUGAAUCGGGCUCAGGGGAAGAGCGCUAGCUGUGAAUUGAGCUGCCAUCGGCCACAGAGAAAGAGGGUUAGUUGUGAAUGGGCCUUGGAGACUGGCCUCCGAGUCGGCAAAAAUAGAAAUGAGCUUGCUGUGGACAGGGCUGAAGAUCACUUUGUGCCAUCACAGUAACUGUUGUACUGUUGAACAGUAAUAAAACUGUUGUUAUCAUGUAAGGUGCAUUUCAAAACUAAAACGCUCUGGUUAGCUUGGUAUAUAAAGUAAUAUUUAUAAAUUUAAAUAUGCCUACAACCAUCCUCGAUGUAUUCAAAAUCGUUGAAUACUUUUUACUUUCAUUUAUUUUGUAGCUACUUCUUGGUUAUAGGAUUCAUCAGCAAUACUUUCAUACAGAGCAGUUUAAUUAUCUUGAUAUACAUGCGUGAUAGACCAAAAUAGCUCAAUCAUCUGCAUAGUAAAAGGUUGUAGAAGAAACAGAGGAAUAUUUUAGUACCGUUCCAAUUGAAAAUAUUUAGAUAGAAUACUGCCGAAGAUCGCAGUUGCUAUGGCUACUAUGCCAAACCAGAGCUCUUUUGCAGUGAAAUGCUCCAAAGUAGGCUGGAUCAAUUGUGCAGGAUCAACGAUGUUUUUUGUUUGGAUAAUAGCAUCGAGUAUCAACAACAAAAAAAAUGUAUUUGUGUUUGCGUAUCCUAUAGUUCCACUUGAUAUUAGACUAAUAAAGUUCAUUUGAGUUCAGUCGUACUCGAAAGUGGAUUAAUAGGCCAAUAUUAUUUCUAUAUAAAAGCGGAAUAUAUUGUUUUAAAGCGCAUUUUGAAAGUAUAAUUUUAUAUUCGUAAAAAUUAAAACUGUAUUUAGAAACCUUGAGUAUUAGUAUGCAUUAUUAAAUCACAUAAUCAAACAAUGAUCAGAUGUCAAUUGCUCAGAUAACUUUCAUUUAGAAUAAUAACUAUGAAUGAGCAAUAUUGAAAUAUUAGCAAUACUAAUUGUAAUUUUUAGUAAUGUAUUUAAUUUUCUGUUGAAACUAGUAGAUUGCUGCUCAGAAAACUAGAAAUACCAUUAACAUCACUUGACUAGUCCUGAAGCAAUAAAAUUACAAGCAAUACAUCGGGUUUUUGUGAAAAAAACCGACUUAUAAGUUUUUAAUUCAACUUGACUUUAAAUUUUAUUCAUCGUUGAUAGCUGUCCAAUUGAUCAUUUAUUGAUAAAUGGAUUAUUGAAAUUUCAAUCAGCAAUAAUUUGGCAUAUUAUUUCAAAUCCAAAUAGAUUUUAUAUACGUAUUUUAGUAUUUCGUAGUUUUAUUUUUUGUAGUGUUGAAAAUGUAUAUGUAUAACUAAUUCUAUUUAUUGUAAAUUGUAUUUAUAAUAAUCUUAUAUUGAAGAGUUGAAAAUUUCUCAAUUUAUCUGUGAUCAUAAUUAAUAGCUAAACGUAAGAAUAUAUAAGAAAAUUAAUAUAUGGUGAAAUAUUUUAUAUAUUAUGUAUUUCUGUGAAUGCAACAAAGUGUAUAAUAGUAUAGAAGACGUACAUUUGCCCGUUCAUAUAUUUAGGUUGCUUCCGAACCUAAAGAUUCUUUUUUAUGAGAAAUUUUUGAACAUCAUUUAUUUGUAAUCAAUAAUUUAUAGUAUUCAACCAAAGUGCACUUGGAAGAUUUCUCUGUAUAAUAAAUUGAUUUCAAAAACAUUAUUAAAUCAAUCUAAAUAAAUUUCAAGUGUUUGAAUCCAUUAAAAUAAAUUUAAAUUACAACGUUUGUAAUAAUUGUUCCAUACAUGUCUAUCCGUACUCAACUUAUGGAUGUAAUUUUGUAAUGCAUGAAUCGAAUACUUAUUAUUUUCAUUGUUACUAUGAACUAAUAUUAUUAUUUCAUUGAUGUUUCGAUAGUUAUCUUAUUUUUUACUUUCGUAUGAUAUUAGGCAAUACUUGAAUAGCAGCAGCACACCAAUAUUGGCCUAUUCUAAGCGUAUGUACUGCUCAAUAGCCUAUAAUUUGUACCACACACCAAUUAAUAAUUCAACUUUUAUAUUAAAUUAUGAGAUUUUUAUAAAAAUAAUGUGUCAAAUUAAUCUAUUUGGAAGGAAUUGAUUGAUAUGUGACUCAUUCAAGUGUAUUUUUGAAAGAAAAUUAAAUCGUUCAGUAUUUUGUAACUACUUUUAAA